UUUUAUUGUUAAGCCCCGUAUUCAUGGUAAACAUUUGUUUAGCAACAGUUGCUAAACAUUGUUGGUGAGCGGCGAGAAUGUUGCUAGCAACUAUGUUUAAAUCAAUACAGGUUGUCCACACGCCAGUCUGCGUUAAAAUGUUGCCCGAGGAGGUAGUGUUGUUGUGUUCUCUGUAUCAGAUGUAUAGAAUCUCUAAUAAAAAAAAGAGAAAAAGAUGGUGGAUUCGAAAUUAUCUUUUGCAAAGAGAAAAUUUGAUGAGUGACCUCAGAAUGACAGAUGGAUCAUUUUGUAACUUUACGAGAAUGUCGAAAAGUGAUUUCGAACAUCUUCUAGAAAUGAUUGGUCCAUCAAUAGCCAAAAGGGAAACAAAUAUUCGUCAGCCAGUUUCACCUCAAACGAGGCUGGCUAUUACAUUACGGUAUCUUGCAACUGGAGAUUCAUACAGUUCUCUUUCAUACACAUUCAGAGUAUCAAAACAAUUGAUUAGCAAAAUUAUACCAGAUGUAUGUCAAGAACUAAUUAACUCACUAGCAGGAUAUGUCAAGGUUCCAAGUUCGGAACAAGAAUGGAAACAAAUAAGUCGUGAAUUCGAAAUACGAUGGAAUUUUCCACAUUGCAUUGGGGCCAUUGAUGGGAAACACGUUAUGAUUGUGGCGCCAAAUAAUUCUGGAAGUGAAUACUACAAUUAUAAAAAUCAGUUCAGCAUGGUACUUAUGGCAAUUGCAGAUGGCAAUUACAACUUUAUUUACGCAAAUUAUGGAGCUAAGGGUCGGUCGUCCGACAGUGGAAUAUUUCAAGAAACACCGUUUUAUAAUGCAUUGUUAGAAAACUCACUUAAACUGCCACGGCCUGAACCAAUAACACAAGGCGGAACAGAAAUGCCGUAUGUAAUUGUAGGUGACAGUGCUUUCGCGCUAACGGAGAACAUCAUGAAACCAUAUCCUGGCAUUCAUGAACGUGGGAACAAAAAGCGUAUAUUCAAUUACAGACUAUCGAGAGCUAGGAGGAUUAUAGAAAAUGUUUUUGGCAUUUUAUGUGUGGUGUUCCGUGUAUUCACUAAACCUAUUCCGUUAAAACCAGCCAAUUGUGAACUCGUGGUAAUUGCUUGUGUAUAUUUACAUAACUUCUUAAGACGUAACUCAGUUUCCAGAUCCAUAUAUACACCUCCACAAACUUUUGAUUUUGAAGACUCUGAAGGUAACCUAUUAGAAGGUUCUUGGCGAAGGGAACUAAGUUCGUUUCCUAUGAUUGAUUUGCAAAGACGGGGCAGGCCUGCAUCACAAUCAGCUCUUUGUAUUAGAGAACAGUUUGCCGAUUACUUUAUAACUCCAGAGGGAAGAGUUCCAUGGCAAAAUAAUGUAGCGUAAUUGUAAUAAUUUUACAGACAAUAGUAUAAAACAAUUAUAUACAAAAACAA
Messenger RNA from Pieris napi, 1417 nucleotides. RefSeq names its product protein ANTAGONIST OF LIKE HETEROCHROMATIN PROTEIN 1-like. NCBI's taxonomy places the organism in Eukaryota, Metazoa, Arthropoda, Insecta, Lepidoptera, Pieridae. The record is from RefSeq and is a predicted model, not a curated record. The transcript is spliced from 2 exons. Bases 78 to 1367 code for a protein of 429 amino acids.